CGCACUGGCCUUUUUCUGUCGUCGCGAUAGAUACUCCUCGAAGAUCGCAAUUCGGAAAAGCAGCCAGUCGACAAAACCACACCUCGGGACGACAUGGGCACGGGCCUCUCCAAGCUAUUGAGCGCCGCCGCGGCCGGCCAACACAAGGAAGUCCAGAAGCUCGUCAAGCGCGGCGUCGAUGUCAACGCCCGCACCGACGAGAAUGGCACGACGGCCUUGUACCGCGCGGCAGCCAACGGCCACAUUGGCGUCGUCAAGCUGCUCCUGAACGCGAACGCCGACGUCAACAAACCCAACGACAUGGGCGAAACGCCGCUGUGCGAAGCAGCUGCCCAAGGCCGCGCGUCCAUCAUCGCCAUGCUCCUCGACGCCGGCGCGGACGUCAACAAGGCCGAUCUCGAGGGCACGACGCCGCUGUGCAUGGCGGCCGAGCGCGGCCAUGCCGACGUCAUCCCUCUCUUGCUGCGCGCCGGCGCGGAUGUCCACAAGACGAGCAUCAACGGCGCGUCACCGCUGGCGCUGGCCGCGAGCAACGAUCAUGCGUCAGUCGUGCAGCUCCUGCUCCGUGCCAACGCCGACGUCAACGGAAAAGACAGCGCGGGCGAGACGCCACUCUGCCGCGCUGCCGCGAGAGGCCACGCUGGUGUCGUGCGCGUGCUGUUGACGGUGCAAGCGUGGAUGUUGCGCAGCGACAUGGUCCGCGCAGUGACGUACGCGGCCCGCGCCAACCACGCGGCGGUCGUGGACGCGCUUCUGUUGGUCAACUCGAGCGUCGACGGCGAGCCCAAGCUCUUGGCCUGGGACGUGGUCGCCAGCAACCGACCGGCGCUGACGCCCGGCGAGCAGCGCGCAGUGGCGUCGGCCAAGGCCUUGUGCCUCGGGCUUGCCGUGCGCGGCGGGGACGCCCAACAGACGCAGUAUUUUUUGCGUCUUGGCGCCAGUCCCAACGAGUCGAACCAAGGGUUGCUGCACGAAGCGAUGGCGGCGGCGCAGUACGCGGUCGCUGUUGAGCUCAUUCGCGCGCCCGCAACCGACCUCGACUGUCGCAACGAGAUGGGGCGGUCGGUGCUAACGCUCGCGAUCGAAGGCGGUCAUGUCGACAUUGUCCGCGAACUUGUCCGCGCCAAAGUCGACGUCAACGCGAAGGACCAGAUGAACGUGGCACCGUUGCAUGUGGCCCUCGACAUGCACCAGCUCCAGCUACUGCCGAUCCUUCUUGACGCGGACGACGUGGACGUGAGCGUCCUCGACGCUGUGGGCGUGACGCUCUGGGCAAAAGCUCAAAAGUUGGGCUUCAAUGACGUGGCAAGCCGGUUGCGCGAGAUGGCUACGCGCCGCAAGAUGCAGGACGAGGAAAGCUGCAGCGAUCCGGUGCGAGCCUCGAUAGGAGUCUGUCGACCGCUGCUUUCACACACGCUCGCAGCGCACACGAGCGCCGCCUAAGUUUGUCUUUGUAUGCGUUUAUGUGACUGCGGUGUGACCCUUGAUCUCGUG
This is a messenger RNA of Saprolegnia diclina VS20, 1494 nucleotides long. RefSeq lists its product as hypothetical. NCBI's taxonomy places the organism in Eukaryota, Oomycota, Saprolegniomycetes, Saprolegniales, Saprolegniaceae. The record is from RefSeq and is a predicted model, not a curated record. Gene Ontology annotation, molecular function: protein binding. The transcript has 16 exons. Bases 94 to 1443 code for a protein of 449 amino acids.